This is a messenger RNA of Chironomus riparius, 2255 nucleotides long. The record is from the annotation of a GenBank genome assembly. Lineage: Eukaryota; Metazoa; Arthropoda; Insecta; Diptera; Chironomidae.
UUUGGCAGCAAUUAAAGAAAUCAAUUUCAGUUCAGUUUUGUGGUUUAAUGGGAAAGAACAUUACUUGCAUCAAGUCAUAAAAAUCAAAACUUUAGUAAUAAGUGUCAAUAAUGUUUAAAAAACUUCUUCUUCUGUGCUUCAUCGCAAGCUUCUCAUCAGUUCAAGCAACAAUCAAUUUAAUGUGCGAUUUUCAAAUCAGAGACGAUGUUUGUACCUGCGUAUUCCUGAUUUACAAUCCAAAUGGUGACAAUAGCUUCACAAUCGGUGGCAAUCCAGGCACAAACUGUACAUUCUCAAAUACAGUCCAAAUCGUAUCAACUGGAAUUACAACAAACAUUCCAACAAUCAUAUGUGAUACCUUUCCAAUGCUGGAAUCACUUGUCAUGGAAAAGAUGGGUAUCAACACACUAGAACCUAAUCCAUUCUAUAGUUGCACUAAUUUGAAAAUAUUAAGGAUUAGAGACAACCAAAUUACUUACAUCAAUCCACAUACAUUUUCAAAUACGAAGCUGCAGACUUUGGACUUGUACAACAAUACUUUACAGAGUCUGAACUACCUUUCAUUCUACAACCUUGGUAAUCUCCAAACCCUAAAUUUGCAGCUAAAUCCUGGAGUCCAUUUACCUGCGACUGUAUUUGACACACUUAGAAGCCUCGUGUCUCUCGAUCUUCGAUACUGUGAGAUUAACACUGUUGAAACUGGAUGGUUCAGUAACAUUGGAAACUUAAAUACACUUUACUUGUCCUAUAACACAUUCCAAAUGAUUCCAGCAACAGCAUUUAAUAAUUUAGGAAAUCUUUUGUAUCUUAGCAUGUCCUACGGCACACUAUCUACCCUUAAUGCUAAUACUUUCGCUUACAACAGAAGACUACAGACUUUAGACUUGAAUCACAAUAGCCUUACUUCCAUUUCUUCAAGUUUAUUCGCAAGUUUUGAAAACUUAUCAACCUUAUCGUUGUCAGCUAACAGUUUUUAUCAAAUACCAGCAAAUACUUUCGAGUCAUUAACUUCGUUGAGAACAUUCAGCUGUGAUUCGUGCAAUAUCGAUAGAAUUGAGAUUCAAUGGUUUAGCACCAUGAGGAAUUUAAUUUCCGUCAGUUUAGCCCAUAACAAUUUGAUAGAAAUUCCCAGAAAUGCAUUUACAUCAACUAAUCUAUUAGAGAAUGUCUAUCUUAGUGAUAAUAACCUUGUAAAGCUAGAAUCUAGGUCAUUUGGAUCUUUAGCAAAUUUGAGGACACUUAGUGUCACACAAAAUAAUAUUGACGAAAUUGAGCAUCAUUUCAUGAAUCAAUCAACAGUUCAUAGGACUGCAUUUUUCUCUGGCAACAAUUGUACUCAACUUAAUACAGAUAACUUUUUGGGGAAUAAGGCUGGAUAUAUGCAACAAAUGACUGGAUGUUUUGAUAAUUUUGAUAGAAUUAUGAUUGAACUUGAAACUUAUAACUCAACACUCUUCGACUGGCAUAAUAUCCGUCCAAAUGAUGAUUGGCAAGCAUUAAGAGUGAGGAUUCAGGCAGCAGAAAAUGCUCACAUUGGAUUAACAGACUCACUUGAUCGAGGAGAUCCAUUAGUUGAAAUUCACAUUGGUGAACGAGAUAAUCGUGACUCGAGUAUUUAUGAACGUGGCGAAAGAGUCUUGCUUGAUAAUGAGCAUCGUCGACUGAAUGAGAAUGAGAUGAGAACUUUUAUAAUCGGAUGGAAGUUUGGGAUUGUUAUGGUUUAUGAAGAAGCUGAAAGAUUUCCAUUUAUGGCUCAUUUUAUUCGCGAACCAUUUCCUGUAAACUUCUUUGGAUUGAGGACUAAUAUCAACACUUAUAACAGUCGUAACAAAGCAAUUUGGAAUGUGUCGAGAAUUCAAGGGAAUGAGCUGUUGCCAGUUAUACCUCCUACAACAACCACUGAACAACCAACGACCACUACUGAACCAAUUACAACAAAAACGGAUGAAUCUACCACAACAACUGAACAACCUACAACAACAACAACAACAACAACUGAACAACCUACAACAACAACAACAACAACUGAACAACCUACAACAACAACAACAGCUGAUUAAUCUAUAUCAAAUAGUGAUGAAUCUUCCACAAUUGCUACAUGAGUACAAUAGGAAGCUACAACUACUCCAAAUAACACUUUAUUACUUUCUUUUCAUUCUUAAACAGUUGGUCUAUAUACAUUUGGAAGAUAAAUGAAUUUAUUGUCAUUUCAAAAAUUAAUUUGUAUUGAAAUAAUAGUCUACGAAAAUUGCAAU